ACGGAGACAUCGAGGGCCCCACAGCUGGAGCAGAUGUGGCUGUUAUUGGAGGUGUGAUUGCUGCAGUGGUAUUUGUCCUCAUUUGCCUGCUGGUGGUGAUGGUCCGGUACAUGUACAGGCAUAAGGGCACUUACCACACCAACGAGGCAAAAGGAACUGAGUUUGCCGAAAGCGCAGAUGCCGCUUUGAAAAACGACCCCGCUCUCCAGGAAGCAGUGGAUGAGAGCAAAAAGGAAUAUUUCAUCUGAGAGGCAAGGAUUUCCAUGGAGACUUCCCCAAGGGAAUCAAUCAGAAAUGCUACAUCAACAGAAGUGCUAAGAGAUGCAUAAUAUGAGGAUACAGCAAGCAUCCUAAUUCAAAAGUAUCUCUUUACUGUUUUUGUCACUGGGUUGUUUCUUUUCCUCUACUGGUGGAGGAUUAAAUGCCAGAUACUUGCCUGUUGAUUUUAUUAGCAACACAGCUGGUCACAGUUUAAUCAAUAUCAGAUAAGAAGAAACAAAAUCUCAGUAUGUGAUACACCAAAACCAGAUAAAGACAGCAAAUGUCAAGCCUUGACAUUUGGUGAAAAUAGCAGAUGCCAAUGGAAAACAUCCUCUUAGAGUUAAUGAUACAUCCUAUGCUGAUAUGAUACAGAACUACCUGAAAUUGAAUUUCAAGUGGUCACAGAACAAAUAUUAAACUAGAUAAAGCUGAUGUAGCUGGAACAAAAAUAGCUUUGUAGCCCAAAUACCUCCCCACUCCCCUUAAAUGUGCAAUUUU
Phaethon lepturus (White-tailed tropicbird) is the source of this 759-nucleotide messenger RNA. RefSeq names its product glycophorin-C-like. Gene Ontology annotation, cellular component: cortical cytoskeleton; membrane. The transcript is spliced from 2 exons. Lineage: Eukaryota; Metazoa; Chordata; Aves; Phaethontiformes; Phaethontidae. The record is from RefSeq and is a predicted model, not a curated record. The annotation marks the transcript as partial.